Messenger RNA from Trichoderma virens Gv29-8, 3414 nucleotides. RefSeq lists its product as uncharacterized. Gene Ontology annotation, cellular component: clathrin-coated vesicle; actin cortical patch. The record is from RefSeq and is a predicted model, not a curated record. The transcript has 6 exons. Gene Ontology annotation, molecular function: clathrin-cargo adaptor activity; actin filament binding; phosphatidylinositol-3,4-bisphosphate binding. NCBI's taxonomy places the organism in Eukaryota, Fungi, Ascomycota, Sordariomycetes, Hypocreales, Hypocreaceae. Gene Ontology annotation, biological process: actin filament organization; endocytosis; clathrin coat assembly. Bases 174 to 3221 code for a protein of 1015 amino acids.
UAAUCCUUUUGACCAGGGACUGCCCAGCUGUCCAAUAGCAGUGCACGUUCUCAUCUCGCCGGCCUCGAUUCUUUUGUCUGUUGCGCCUCGAGUGCGCGCCCUUGCGAUUCCUCCAUCGUGUGCCUCCUAUCCAAGCUCCGCCGCCGAGCUUGUUGAGCUGUAUUACGCCCAUCAUGGCCUCCAUACGCACGACCGAGCAUACAAAAACCGAUCAGGAGCUUGCCGUCAGCAUCAAGAAGGCUACCAACCCCGAUGAAAUCUCUCCCAAGCGCAAACAUGUGCGAGCAUGUAUUGUCUAUACCUGGGAUCACCGAUCCUCGCAACCCUUCUGGGCUGCUAUGAAGGUCCAACCCAUUCUUGCCGACGAGGUCCAGACAUUCAAAGCUCUGAUAACCGUCCACAAAGUUUUGCAGGAGGGCCAUCCUUCGGCUCUGAAGGAGGCAAUGGCCAACCGCGGCUGGAUUGAUUCCUUGAAUCGCGGAAUGAGCGGAGAGGGAGUUCGUGGAUAUGGGCCCUUGAUCCGCGAAUACGUAUACUAUCUCCUCGCGAAGCUGUCCUUUCACCAUCAACACCCGGAGUUUAACGGCACAUUUGAGUAUGAAGAGUACCUCAGCCUCAAGGCCAUCAAUGAUCCGAACGAGGGAUAUGAAACCAUCUCCGACCUGAUGGUGCUGCAAGACAAGAUAGAGCAGUUUCAAAAAUUGAUCUUUUCGCAUUUUAGAAAUGUUGGAAACAACGAGUGUCGAAUUGCAGCCCUGGUGCCAUUGGUUCAGGAGAGCUAUGGCAUUUACAAGUUCAUUACUAGCAUGCUGCGCGCCAUGCACUCGAUCACUGGUGACGAUGAUGCACUGCAGCCCCUCCGUCAAAGAUACGACGCUCAGCAUUAUCGCCUGGUCAAAUUCUACUACGAAUGCUCUAAUCUUCGAUAUCUGACAAGCCUCAUCACAAUCCCCAAAUUGCCUCAAGAUCCGCCCAAUCUCCUUGCUACUGAUGAUGAUGCCCCGGCCCUGCCCGCCAGACCAAAGCAAGAAAUCGAGCGCCAGCCAUCCCCCGCACCAGCUCCUAAGUCAGAUGAGCCAGAUGAAAUAUCCGAAUUUUGGAAGGGCGAGCUGGAUCGUCAAAACCGCGAAUACGAGGAGCAACAGCGACGUGAACAGGAGGCUCUUCUCGCACAACAAGCGCAGUGGCAAACUCAGGGUCGCCUGGCCGAACUCGAACGAGAGAAUCUCAAUGCCCGAGCCCAAUACGAACGUGACCAGCUGAUGCUGCAGCAGUACGACCAGCGUGUCAAGGCGCUUGAGGGCGAGUUGUUGCAAAUUCAAAAUAGCUAUGGACACCAGAUGAGUAGCAAGGAUGACCAAAUCAAAGCGCUACAAGAGCAAGUCAAUACUUGGAGGUCCAAAUAUGAGUCCCUCGCAAAGCUGUACUCUCAGCUUCGGCAUGAACACUUGGACCUGCUACAAAGAUUCAAGGCGGUACAACUGAAGGCGGCAAGUGCUCAGGAAGCAAUCGAAAAGCGCGAAAAGUUGGAGCGCGAGAUUAAGACGAAGAAUCUUGAGCUAGCCGACAUGAUCCGAGAGCGCGACCGAGCUCUUCACGAUAAGGAUCGGGCCAGUGGAAGCAGCAAGGAUGAGGUAGAGAAGCUCAAGCGAGAGCUACGCUUGGCACAAGAUCGGGCGGACAACCUUGAGCGUAGCAAGGGCAAUGAGCUGUCCACGAUGCUCUCCAAGUACAACCGUGAGAUGAGCGACUUGGAAGAGGCACUGCGAAACAAGUCGCGGGCGUUGGAGGAGGCGCAAAGCAAAAUUCGCGAGGGCGAUUCCGAUCUCGAGCAACUCCUGCGCGACAAAGAAGAAGAGCUUGAGGUGUAUAAAGCGGGGAUGGACCAGACGCUCAUAGAGUUGAACGAGCUGAAACAGAAUCAGGGAGAGACGGACCAUGCACUGGACGGACAAAUCGACGCGCUGAUCCUAUCAAACUUGGACAAGAUCAACGACAUUAUCGAUUCGGUACUACAGGCUGGUGUCUCGCGGGUGGAUGACGCUCUCUACGAGUUGGAUUCGUCCAUGCAAGCAGGCAACCAGAAUGCAUCGCCGUCAUAUGUCCUGUCUCAGAUUGAGAAGGCGUCUGGGAGUGCAAUGGAGUUUGCCACGGCUUUCAACAACUUCAUCGCUGACGGGCCCAAUAGCACACACUCAGAGCUGAUCAAGGCUAUCAACGUCUUUUCUGGAGCUGUUGCCGAUGUGUGCAGCAAUACAAAGGGUGUGGUGCGCUUGGCGACGGAUGACAAAAAGACAGACUCACUGAUGCAAGGCGCAAGGCAAGCGGCUCAAUCUACGGUGCAGUUUUUCAGAGGCCUACAGAGCUUCCGCCUCGAAGGGAUGGAGCCACUGCAAAAGACAGACGUCGUCAUCAAUAGCAACAACGAUGUGCAGAUGAAACUGCAAAAGCUCAACAAGCUGGUCGAGGGCCUUGCCCCGGGCUUUGGAAAGCUGAUGAACAACAAGGGAGACUUGGGAGACCUGGUUGACUCGGAGUUGAGUAAAGCGGCUGACGCCAUCGCAGCGGCGGCUGCUCGCCUCGCUAAACUGAAGAACAAGCCUCGUGAUGGAUACACGACGUACGAGGUCAGAGUGCAUGAUUCAAUCUUGGAUGCUGCGACAGCCAUCACAACGGCCAUUGCGGAGCUCAUUCGCGCGGCAACGGCGACACAACAGGAGAUUGUUCAAGCCGGACGAGGCUCAUCGUCGCGAACGGCCUUUUACAAGAAGAAUAACAGGUGGACGGAGGGCCUCAUCUCGGCGGCUAAAGCGGUAGCAUCGUCAACCAACACGCUCAUCGAGACGGCGGACGGAGUGCUGUCUAACCGAAACAGUCCAGAGCAGCUGAUUGUGGCAUCCAACGAUGUCGCAGCGUCGACGGCCCAGUUGGUGGCAGCCAGCCGAGUCAAGGCUGGCUUCAUGUCUAAGAGCCAGGAUCAUCUGGAACAGGCUAGCAAAGCUGUUGGAGCAGCAUGCCGAUCGCUGGUGCGCCAAGUUCAGGCCAUGAUUCGUGAGCGAAGCCAGGAGGAGGAUCAGGUGGAUUACUCCAAACUUGGAGCACACGAGUUCAAGGUUCGCGAGAUGGAGCAACAGGUUGAGAUCUUGCAACUGGAAAACGCGCUUGCCUCAGCAAGACACCGUCUUGGCGAAAUGCGCAAGAUCUCCUACCAGGAGGAAUAGAAAGCGGCCCCCUUUUUGUCUGCGAGCUUAUUGAACCUUACAACUUUAUCCAAGGUAGUCCUGAUAUCCUGACAGUUGCUUUUACGGGCCAGUCAUUUCAGUGAUAUAACUGUGUAUUUCGUCAUCUUAUUAUCCAUAGAGGAUACGAUUUCGUAUCAGUGGUUUACUUUUCCAAUACUCAAAUUGUAUUCCC